This is a messenger RNA of Andrographis paniculata, 2639 nucleotides long. Its product is annotated as protein STRUBBELIG-RECEPTOR FAMILY 8-like. Gene Ontology annotation, molecular function: protein binding; protein kinase activity; ATP binding. The transcript has 17 exons. The record is from RefSeq and is a predicted model, not a curated record. The coding region runs from base 247 to 2421 and encodes 724 amino acids. NCBI's taxonomy places the organism in Eukaryota, Viridiplantae, Streptophyta, Magnoliopsida, Lamiales, Acanthaceae. Gene Ontology annotation, biological process: protein phosphorylation.
ACAAACUCGCUUCCUUCAAUCCAGAUUCUCUCUCUCUUUGUGAUUUGUUGGUUCGUAAUUUCUUCAAGAUCAUGGAAGAUGAUUCGCUGAGUUCCUACUAGUCGUAGGUUUCAAUUCAGUAUCUAUCAUCGGACGCCUCGAACACCGAAGGAUCACUCCUCCUAGCUCGUCAAUGCGGAUUUGUGACAUUGCUUGUUAGAUCAAAUAUCGCGUAUUGAGUGCAGUUCCCUAUACGCCUCGGCAUUGAUGGGGAAGCACGUGGAAGCCAGCCGUGCUGCGUUCUUCGCUAAGCUUGUGGUGAUUGCAGGAGUCGGUUUUGGCUUCCGUACUACGGUUAAAGCUGCUACUGAUCCUAAUGAUGUUCAAGGGCUUCAAGUUUUGUACACUUCAUUGAAUAGUCCUUCACAGCUAAUAGGUUGGAAAUCUAGCGGUGGCGAUCCUUGUGGAGAGUUAUGGAAGGGAAUUACCUGUCAAGGUUCUUCCAUUGUUUCUAUCCAAAUAUCCGGGUUGGGACUUAGUGGAUCAAUGGGAUACUUGCUUAGCAACCUUGGCUCACUCAGGACAUUGGAUCUCAGUAACAAUAACAUUCAUGAUUCGAUACCAUACCAGUUGCCGCCUAACCUGACCAGUUUAAACCUUGCAAGUAACAAUUUAAGUGGGAUCCUUCCUUAUUCCAUAGGUGCAAUCAGUUCACUCAACUAUCUGAAUAUCAGUCGAAACUCAUUAUCCCAGGCGAUUGGGGAUACACUUGCCAAUCAUUCUGCACUAUCAACUCUGGAUGUGUCAUUCAACAACUUAACAGGGGAUCUCCCACCUGUUGUCUCAUCAUUGACAAAUCUAUCAAUUCUUCAUGUACAAAACAAUCAACUUACAGGUUCCCUCAACAACCUUGUUGGCCUGCCUCUGUCGAAUUUGAAUGUCGCGAACAACCAUUUCACCGGCUGGAUACCAUCAGAACUCCUUUCUAUUCCGAAUUUUGUAUAUGAAGGGAACUCAUUUGACAAUGGUCCUGCUCCUCCACCACCACCAUACACGUCGCCUCCUCCCAGUGGAUCUCACAAUAACACCAAGCGAGCUCCACCUAGUGGAUAUAGCCCUGGCUCUGAUUCUCCAAACAAUGCUGAAAAUAAGAAUGGAUUGACAACCGGACCAAUUAUAGGGAUUGUUCUAGGAUCUUUAUUUGCAGCAGCCAUUUUGCUUCUUGUUCUAGUUUUUUGUCUUAAAAGAGGUAACAAGAAGGAAAUUGCUGCACAAGCCUCAGCUGGAAGUUUUUCGAUCAGCAGCCACGAAGUGAAUAUCGAGCUACACGAACCAGGGAUGAAGCCUACAGCAACUCAAUCUGAUUUAAAGCCCCUUCCGAGCGAAGGUGUUGCAGUCGAGAGGUCGCAUGGACGGAAUGGAUCUAUGAAAAGAGUGAAGUCUCCGAUAACUGCUGCAUCUUACACAGUUUCUUCACUUCAGUCUGCCACUAAUAGCUUCAGUCAAGAGAAUCUGAUCGGCGAAGGAUCUCUUGGACGCGUUUACAGAGCAGAAUUCCCCAAUGCGAAGGUUAUGGCCAUCAAGAAGAUCGACAAUGCAGCGCUGUCCCUGCAGGAGGAAGAUAAUUUCCUUGAAGCCAUAUCGAAUAUGUCUCGACUGAGGCAUCCAAACAUCGUUUCUUUAACUGGAUACUGCAUGGAGCACGGGCAACGCCUUCUUGUCCAUGACUAUGUCGAGCACAGUAGCUUGCACGAUAUGCUGCACUUCGCUGAUGAGAAAAGCAAAAUGCUGGCGUGGAAUGCGCGAAUUCGCGUGGCACUUGGCACUGCUCGAGCUCUAGAGUACCUUCACGAAGUGUGUUUGCCGCCUGUGAUACACAGAAACUUGAAGUCGGCGAACAUUUUACUCGAUGAGGAGUUCAAUCCCCACCUCUCCGACUGCGGAUUAUCUGCUCUGACACGAAACACCGAACGGCAGGUUUCGUCGUCUAAUAUGAUAGGCUCAUUCGGAUAUAGUGCACCUGAAUUCGCAUUAUCCGGAAUAUACACUGUAAAAAGCGACGUAUACAGCUUUGGUGUAGUCAUGCUCGAGCUACUGACCGGUCGAAAGCCUCUCGACAGUUCACGACCGAGAUCAGAGCAGUCGCUAGUAAGAUGGGCGACGCCUCAACUCCACGACAUCGAUGCUCUAGCUAAGAUGGUCGACCCGGCUCUCAAUGGCAUUUACGCUGCCAAGUCCCUCAGCCGGUUUGCAGACAUCAUCGCACUCUGCGUUCAGCCGGAACCUGAGUUCCGACCACCAAUGUCGGAGGUGGUGCAAGCACUGGUGCGGCUGAUGCAGCGGGCGAGCAUCGGGAAGAGACGAUCGAGCGACGAUUCGGGUUUAGGGUUCAAGGCUCAAGAACAUGAUGCUUCUACUGCUGCUGCAAACGACUUGUUGUAGAGAAUAAGGUAAGAUCUCUCGUACGUUUAUGCAGUUCUUUUGCACACACUUUGUGUACAAAUGGUUCAAUGCUAUUUUAUUUUAUUUUAUUUUUUUUGUUGCUAUCCGAAAGUACGGGAUAAUACUUUUUGUUAUGUAUCUAUAUAUAUGUAUAGUGAUUUGAUGUAAUACUUUGUUAUAGAGGAUAUGGUUUUUUUUUUAAAACAUGAAAUUUGAAU